This is a messenger RNA of Teleopsis dalmanni, 1493 nucleotides long. RefSeq lists its product as uncharacterized. Gene Ontology annotation, molecular function: DNA binding. The transcript is spliced from 5 exons. The annotation marks the transcript as partial. The record is from RefSeq and is a predicted model, not a curated record. NCBI's taxonomy places the organism in Eukaryota, Metazoa, Arthropoda, Insecta, Diptera, Diopsidae.
AUGUGUUUGAACUUAAUCAGCUGCUAUUUGUUUACAAAAUUGCCUUGUGAUGUAGUAGUGCCAAAAAAUGAAAUUUGGAUUCAUUUUGAACCAGUAGGAAGUGAAAAAGCUAAAUGCAGAUUAUGUGGAACAAACUAUUCAAUAAAAGGUGGUUCUACUUCAAAUUUGAGAAAGCAUUUAAACAUUAAGCAUCCCACGGUCCUAAGCGCCGUUAAACGGAAUCGUGAAGUUGCUUUCCAUGAAGUACUUGGCGAAGGGAGUAGCAGCACUAACUCACCAACGGUAGUUCCAUCAACCUCUGGUUUGGUGGCUGCACCAAGAAUAACGCAAACUUCUCUUGAAAGUUUUGUAAUGCGACCAUUAUCACUCCCACGUCAAAUAAAGAUUAACAACUUAAUUUUGGAUGUAAUAGUUGAAGAUGUACAGCCAUUUUCUAUUAUUAAUGACACUGGUUUUCGUAAACUCGUGUUGGGUCUCGAACCAUCUUAUAUGUUUCCAUCAAGAACAACAUUUAGUACAACUUUUCUUAUGGAAAAAUAUAAUAAAGCGAAAGAAUCAAUAUUAGAUAUCUUACAAGAAGCUAAAACUAUUUCAUUAACAACACAUAUGUGGACUUCUAAUGCUAAUGAAAGCUAUUUGGCUGUGACAGCACAUUUCAUAUCCCAAAAUUGGAAAUUUAACUCCUGUUUGCUUAGCUGCGUGGAAUGUAGGUUCCAGCAUACCUCAGAAAAUUUGGCAGCAGAAAUUAAGCGAAUAAUAGAUGAAUGGCGUUUGACUAAUAAAAUAUUUGCUGUAACAACAGACAAUGCAGCAAAUAUUAUACGUGCUGUUACUUUGUGGAAUUCAACCUAUUAUAUGUUCGAUAGGAUUAUAAAAAUAACUGAAGCUAUAUCAGCUACUAUUGGUAUUUUACGCAUUCCACUGGAGGCCCUAACGGAAAAUGAUUGCUGUAUUAUAAAAGAAAUUUUAAAUAUUUUAAAACCAUUCGAACAAAUUACGACGGAAAUGAGCUCAGAAAAUAAUGUCACUCUAUCUAAAGUAAUUAAUAUUGUACGAGGAUUGAAUGCGGUUUUAACCAAACUUUCUAAGGAAAUAACAUCAAUAGAAGGGAAAAAAAUGGCUGAAACACUUAAGGACUCUAUUUCCACCAGAUUUGUUAAUUUGGAAGGCAACUCCUUAAUGGCGACAGCAGCGUUUCUGGACCCCAGGUUUAAAAAAAAAGCCUUUUCAAGUGAUAUCGCCUUUCAAACUAUAAAACAAAGAGUUCAAAGUGAAAUAACUGCUCUUAUUAAUAAUAAGAGUAUAUCGAAUGAAAGGCUAUGCAAUGAAUCCAGGAGUACUUCAAGAAACGAUGACGAGGAUUUAGUUUGGCAAGAUUUUGAUGACUCCUUGGUGGGUAGUCAAACUCAAACUCCAACAGCCUUAGCUAUAAUCGAGAUACGAAUGUACUUAGAGGAGCCAUUAGUUGAUCGAAAAUCAAAUCCACUUGAAUG